Molecule: messenger RNA, 948 nt
Organism: Mauremys mutica (yellowpond turtle)
Lineage: Eukaryota; Metazoa; Chordata; Testudines; Geoemydidae
Product: olfactory receptor 52D1-like
Exons: 1
Coding region: 1-948 (315 amino acids)
Biological process (GO): G protein-coupled receptor signaling pathway
Cellular component (GO): membrane
Molecular function (GO): olfactory receptor activity; G protein-coupled receptor activity
Source: RefSeq, a predicted model, not a curated record
AUGGCAGAUUCCAACACAAGCGACUUCACCAACUCCUCCACCUUCAUCCUGCUGGGCAUUCCUGGCCUGGAGGUAGCGCAUACCUGGCUCUCCAUUCCCUUCUGUGCCAUGUACAUCAUAGCCAUCUUGGGGAACUCCACCAUAUUGUUCAUUGUGAAGAGGGAGAGGAGCCUCCAUGUGCCCAUGUACUAUUUCCUCUGCAUGCUGGCCGUCACCGACCUGGUCCUGUCCACGUCCAUCCUGCCUAAAACACUGAGCAUCUUGUGGUUCAAUUCCAGGGAGAUCAAUUUCAGUGCCUGCCUCACCCAGAUGUACUUCAUUCACUGCUUCACAGGGAUGGAGUCUGGGAUCUUCGUGGCCAUGGCUUUAGAUCGUUACGUGGCCAUCUGUGAUCCCCUGAGACAUUCCACCAUCCUGACAAACCCCGUGGUGGCCAAGAUUGGCCUGGCUGUGGUGCUGCGCAGUGCCAUGCUCGUACUGCCCUAUCCCAUCAUAGUGAGAAGGUGGCCAUAUUGUACAACUAACAUUAUCCCCCACUCGUACUGUGAGUACAUGGCCAUGGUGAAGCUGGCCUGUGCCGACAUCCGCAUUAGUAGUUACUACAGCCUCUCUGUGGUAUUGUCUGUUAUUGGACUGGAUGUGUUUUUUAUCACAGUGUCUUACACCCAGAUCCUCAGGGCCAUCUUCAGCCUCCCCACAAAGGACGCCCGGCUCAAGGCUUUUGGGACCUGCGGCUCCCACCUCUUUGUCAUCUUAGCCUUUUAUAUACCAGGUCUCUUCUCCUUUCUCACACACCAGUUUGGCCACAAUGUGCCCCUGCAUUUCCAUAUUCUCAGUGCCAACAUGUACCUCCUGGUGCCCCCCAUGCUAAAUCCGAUCAUCUAUGGGGUAAGGACCAAAGAGAUUCGGGGCAGGCUGCUCCAUCUUUUUACCCAUAAAGGAACCUAA